This is a messenger RNA of Sinocyclocheilus rhinocerous, 558 nucleotides long. RefSeq names its product cerebellin-2-like. The annotation marks the transcript as partial. Gene Ontology annotation, molecular function: protein binding. The record is from RefSeq and is a predicted model, not a curated record. The transcript has 2 exons. Lineage: Eukaryota; Metazoa; Chordata; Actinopteri; Cypriniformes; Cyprinidae.
CUCCUAAAGUGGCUUUCUCAGCUUCUCUGUUGAGCUCUUUCGGACCACAAAGCGUUGGACCCUUUCAUAAUGGUCUACACACCCUGAUUUAUGAAUAUGUCUUCCUUAAUAUUGGAGACGCCUAUGAUACAAACACAGGAAUCUUUACAGCACCUGUGAGGGGAGCGUAUGCUUUCAGGGUCUUCUCCAAGGCCUUUGGAAGUCCACAGAGAGCCGUUACUGCAGGCCUGUUUAAAAAUGACCAGCACAUCAUUUCUACACAUGGACACCAAGCAAGCGGUUUUAUCAGCUCUUCAAAUGGAGUCUCUCUGCUGCUAGAAGAAGGGGAUCAAAUGAAGGUGAAUCUCUAUCCUGGACAAUGGAUUUUCGACGAUGGAGAACAUCAUCACAGCACAUUCAGUGGACAUCUACUUUUCCCCAUGUGAGCUUGCAGAUCAUUUAUAAAAAAAAAUUUUUUUUUAAAAACCAAAAGCAUGUCCUUAAAUCAUUGUACUUAAUGUAACCGAAUAUAUAUAAUCAAGUGGCUGUCAAAUUCAUAUAAUAAAAAAAAUAUUCUUA